This is a messenger RNA of Cornus florida, 970 nucleotides long. RefSeq lists its product as uncharacterized. Gene Ontology annotation, cellular component: ribosome. Gene Ontology annotation, molecular function: 5S rRNA binding; structural constituent of ribosome. The record is from RefSeq and is a predicted model, not a curated record. Lineage: Eukaryota; Viridiplantae; Streptophyta; Magnoliopsida; Cornales; Cornaceae. The coding region runs from base 187 to 684 and encodes 165 amino acids. Gene Ontology annotation, biological process: translation. The transcript is spliced from 5 exons.
AUAUAUAUAUAUAUAUGUCCAGCUUUACCCUUCCAUGCAUGUUAGUGAUUUCAUUGACUUGACACUCGAUUGUGCAGCAAUUUUGCGGGGGAAGCUCAAAAUAUGAAGUUGUUGCACUGAGAGGUGAGAGAAUUCUCAGAGUUGCUGUUCAAAUUUGAGAUCUUCAUUUUGGGCUAGGGCUGUGGUAUGGCUCUUGGUCUUGGGACUUAUAAUGCUCUGCAAUUCAAGACUUGUGUUCCCUUUGUGGCUCCUUCAUAUCCUUCUAAUAUAUUUCCCAUGCAGAGUAGAAAUUUGUAUGGGAAACCAUUGGUGAUUCUAAUGAGGGCAAACACUUACAAGGAGAGUGCGAAAAUUAGAAACAGGAGAUUGCAAAAAAAGUUUAAUGGCUCACCUACAAAACCAAGGCUUUCGGUAUUCUGUUCAGAAAAGCAGUUGUAUGCUAUGCUGGUAGAUGACCAGAACAAGAAGUGUUUAUUUUAUGGAAGCACUUUGCAGAAAUCUAUUCGUGAGAAUUCAUGUACCACCAUUGAAGCUGCUGAACGUGUCGGUGAAGAGCUUGUAAAGGCUUGUAUCGAUCUCAGUGUUGACGAGAUAUCAUCUUAUGAUUGCAAUGGUCUUGCUCGUGGAGAAAGGAUGCAAGCCUUUGAGGUUGCAAUUUCUCAACAUGGAUUCUUGACACGAUAAAUCUGCAUCUAGUUCUAUUGACCCUGUCAAAAGUGAUAAGAAUUCAAUAAAUUUGCUGCAGUGUGGAAGCAAGGUUUCUUGGUAGGAUUUAUGUCAAUAUUGCAUAUUAUCAUAUCAGUAAAAUGUUGUAGUCAAUCAAUUAUGAGUUACGAAAAGAACUUUUGCUUGUCUAUGCAAAUCUCGUGUUUGUGGAGGAACUUUGGUUUCCUUUAGGAGAUUCUGUUACAUGCCAUGCAUGUCAUGUUUUCGACAUUCUAUAUAUAUAUUGCAAGUAUUGUUGCUAAAA